This is a messenger RNA of Exophiala bonariae, 1857 nucleotides long. RefSeq lists its product as uncharacterized. The transcript is spliced from 11 exons. Bases 1 to 1857 code for a protein of 618 amino acids. Lineage: Eukaryota; Fungi; Ascomycota; Eurotiomycetes; Chaetothyriales; Herpotrichiellaceae. Gene Ontology annotation, molecular function: acetoacetate-CoA ligase activity. The record is from RefSeq and is a predicted model, not a curated record.
AUGGCUAUCGAUGAAAGCCUACGGAUCGAUGAGUUUCCUGAAUUCUUCCCUGGUUCGCGAAUCAAUUUUGCCGAGAACAUGUUGUGCAGGAGACAAGAUGGCGUUGCGGUAAUCGAUAUGCGCGAAGACAACCUUCAAAAACCCGAGCGGUAUUCCUGGAACGAGUUGCGCGAGUUGGUGAGAUGCUAUGCGAGUGCCUUGAGGGCAUCGGGAGCUAAAAAGGGCGAUAUCCUUGCACUCGUGGCAAGCAAUUGUGUACGAUCGCUCGCGUUGUUGCUUGCAACCACUUCGCUUGGCGUCGUCUUCUCGUCCUUUGCCACGGAUAUUGGUGAGAAGGCACUUGACGACCGACUGGGCGUCCUCCGACCACGCUUCCUUUUCGCAGAGACUGAAUAUUCUUACAAUGGCAAGCGCAUCAACAUAUCGAAGAAAAUCUCCUCGUCGUUCUCCAACCUACAGCAACCAAGAGCUUGCGACCUAGUUGUGAUCGGAUCAACAGAACUGGUUCAAGGAGCACCGACAUCGUUUGACGAAUUCGUCGGUCGCGACACAGGCUCUCAAUUGGUCUAUCAACAGCUUCCAUUCAAUACUCCUGCAGUAGUAAUGUUCUCCUCGGGCACCACUGGAGUUCCUAAGGGCAUUGUGCAUUCCCAUGGCGUCAGUAGCCCCUUUUUCACCAUGGAGUACGUCCUUCACAACAGCUUGGGGUACGAUGAUGUACACUUUCACUUCUCGGGUAUUGGCUGGACAUUGUGGAAUAUAUCCAUCGGAGCAUUAUUCACCGGAGCAACGCUGGUCCUCUAUGAUGGGAGCCCAUUUUAUCCUUCCCCAGAAGGCUUUCUGAAAGGCAUCUUCUCUCAAGGACUCACCUCCUUUGGGGCCGGACCGCGGUAUUACGCGGAGUUGCAAAAGCGCAACGUAAGGCCAAGUGAUCUCGGACUCCUCCCGCCUAAAUUGCAUACGAUACUCUCAACUGGAGCCCUCUUGACACCCGCAUUAGCAACAUGGCUUGUCGACGCAUUUGGUGCUGACAACAACAUCUGCCAACUGUCAAUGUCCGGGGGUACGGAACUCAGCGGUUCGUUCCUACAUGGAACAAGAUCACUGCCAUCUUACCCCGGUGAGCUCGCAGUGAAAGCUCUGGGUAUGGAUGUGGCCGUGUAUUCAGCCGAUGGCAUUGAGCUGCCUGAUGGCGAGAGUGGAGAAAUGGUCUGCAGGAAGCCGUUCCCAAAUAUGCCGUCCAUGUUUUUGAACGACGAAAAGAAGGAGAGGUAUUUCAAGUCGUACUUUGCGAAUUUUCCACACGUGUGGACGCAUGGGGAUUUCAUCCAAGUAAAUCCUGAGACUAGGGGGCUUUAUGUCCUGGGGCGAAGCGACGGCGUUCUGAACCCGUCAGGAAUUCGAUUCGGCAGUUCCGAAAUCUACAACAUCACAUCCAAACCACAGUUCACACGGUCAAUUCUCGACGCGAUUGUCGUCGGACAACAGCGUGUGAAACCUCCCAGGUACUCCGAUUCCACGGAGAGUGUAGUCCUCUUCAUAAAAUGCACGCCUUCAGCCAGCAGCGGGACCCUCACUCCCCAUCCCAGGAUCGUCACAGAGUUGAAUGAUGCCAUAUCGAAGGAUCUCACGAGGAGACACGUACCGGCGUUCGUUUUCGAGACGCCUGAAGUGCCUUAUAACGUCAACGGGAAGAAGUUGGAGAUCCAGCUCAAGGCCGUGCUGUGUGGUGGUCAGGAGGCGUUGGAUAAGUUGAAGGUCACAAAAGACGAAAGGGCAAUGCUGGCAUGGUUUGUCAAGUUCUUUGAUAUCGAGAAGGUUGUGAAGGAGCAGAGUGGACGAGGUGCGAAGUUGUGA